Messenger RNA from Sclerotinia borealis F-4128, 1002 nucleotides. The record is from the annotation of a GenBank genome assembly. NCBI's taxonomy places the organism in Eukaryota, Fungi, Ascomycota, Leotiomycetes, Helotiales, Sclerotiniaceae.
AUGUCGGCAAUCGAUGUUGAAGCACCUACCUCAUUUACCGUAUUCGAGAAGCUCCCCCUCGAGAUGCAGUGCGAUAUUUGGAAGUUCGCUUCCUUCCUCCCUCGAGCUGUUGCGAUCGAGGUCAAAAACUUUAAUAAUGGCUAUGAGCCUGCCAGUUUGAAGUGGUUCAGAUGGACGUCAACUACUGCUGUACCUGCUCUCUUUAGUGUUUGUAGGGCGUCUAGACAUGAGGCUGAGAAGUAUUACAAGAGAUCCUUUGUCGCCAAACAACAUAGUGAUUUCGGUUUCGAGAUCACUCUUGUCCCGAGAUUUUACAUCAACCCCGAGAGCGAUAUUAUCUGUCCACUUGUUAAGACCAUGAGUACUCGUCAUGGGCUUUUAUUCAGUGAGAAUAUUCGUGAUCUUGAGCUCAAGCACGUGGGACUAGAUGAUGGCGCGUGGGAUGGAUAUUGGAGGAACAACAAUAAGAAGGUCCUCGAUCUAAGAGACGAAUGGAACGAUAACAAGGAUGACAGCUACAUGCGAGAGCUUUGUGGAUACUGGAACCCCAUCAUUCCGCUAAUCGUGGACGCAUCUUACAAACUGGAAUCAAUCACAAUCUACACUUGCCGCAGUGGAUAUGACAAUACCAAGCCUCUCAAACUCAUUCCUCUGAAUAAAAGGUUUCUGGGACGUCGUGAACAACAUAGGGCUGACAUCAUCGAAUAUGAUAUCACCAAAGUAUUAAUUCAUAACCUGAGAGGAUGGAUAAACAGGCAAAUCGAAUACGACGUGGCUGCGGAGAUCCAUGAUCUGGAAAGUGAACCUGUGUAUUGGAGUGUAAAGCCAUCGCCGGGUUAUACCGAAAGUUAUCUCAGAGAGUGGAUCUCCGAUGACAUAUACGGUCAACCUCCAGAAUCAUUGCCCAAAUGGGUACCUCCUCGCGUGGAGCGAAUGAUGACAGAAGACAUAUGGGCCUUGCGCCUGCGAAAAUCUGUCAAGAAGCCCUCUGAUAAACUAUGA